CAAAAAAGACCAUCUGUUGAAAUGAAUGUCUGAAUCUGUUUUUAAAUUUCUUACUCCUGGCCGUGUACUCACAGAUGGUGUCAAAAUAAAAGAUUUCUCUUGUCGCUGUGAGAUUAAUUUCUUCAUGUGUACACUUGAUUAGUACACUUGUGGCAAGGCAUGGGGAAUGUGAGUUUAUUUAUAGAAGUCACGUGUUCAUAGUUGAUAUUGUUGCGUUAGGAUUGUGGGAGACCGACGAUUCAUCUCGCGUGAGACAACAGGCGGUAGGAGACCUGCACGACUUGUCUAGCUGUCGUCUGCUGGCGUUCUUAGUGGAUGCUUUAGUCAGUGGAUGCUUUAGUCAGUGGAUACUUUAGUCAGUGGAUUCUGUAGCCAGUGGUUGCUUUAGUGGAUAAUUCGGUCAGUGGAUACUUUACUCGGUCGAUACUUCGGUCAGUGGAUACUUUACUGAGUGGAUAAUUCGUUCAGUGGAUACUUUACUCGGUGGAUAAUUUAUUCUAGUGUCUGUUUUGUAAAUUCGACAACUUUCAUGUGGAUGUGGAUGUAGAAUUUCUUGACAUCGGAUUUCUAACGUGUCUACAUCAAGUGAAGUGCUCACUGACUACAAAAAGUGAUUAGGUUUAAUUUUUUACGUUAGUGUCCGGUUGAUAUGACGUCAGUCUCGAGUUGAUGUGACGUCAUUGUCUCCCGCUGCUGUGACGUCAUGGAGAACGGCGCCCCGAGCCCCGUCAAGCCCAAGAGGAGCGCCUCCAGGCGCCAGGUGCCAGACGCCCUCAGCCAGGUGCCAGACGCCCUCAACGACUCGGGAUUCACGCACGAGAGUUCCAGCAGCUCCCCCGCCACCUCCCCCCUGGGCAGCACCCCAGGGGUCGUCAUACCUGCCACCCCCGGGCUCAAGCGCCGCCUGACCAAGCGGGUCGUGUACACGCCCGCCAAAUACAAGGAUGAAGACGAGUACAUCGGGUUCGCCACCCUACCGGAGCAAGUCCACAGGAAGGCGGUGAGGAAAGGGUUCGACUUCACACUCAUGGUUGUAGGAGAGUCAGGUCUGGGUAAAUCAACGCUCAUCAACAGUCUAUUUUUGUCUGAGCUGUAUAAGGACAGGGAGCUUCCAAGUGUCAAUGAUCUGAUAGAGAGGACGGUGACGAUCGAGAAAAAACAGCUGGAGAUAGAAGAGAAGGGGGUCAGGUUGAAGCUGACCAUCGUUGACACCCCGGGAUUUAACGACUGUGUCAACGCCUCCAACAGCCACAAAUCUCUGAUAGAAUAUGUUGACCAACAGUUCAAGCAGUACUUUGAGGAUGAGUCUGGCCUCAACAGACGUAACAUCAUAGACAACAGGGUCCAUUGUUGUCUGUAUUUUAUUUCCCCGUACGGCCAUGGUUUGAGACAGAUAGAUAUAGAGACCAUGAAGAAACUCCACAACAAGGUCAACAUAGUCCCCCUGCUAGCCAAGGCUGAUAUCCUAACCAAGGAAGAACUCAAGAUAAUGAAACAAAGGAUAAUUGAUGAAAUAGAAGAAAACCACAUUCGCAUUUAUGAAUUCCCAGAUUGUGACAGUGAUGAGGACGAAGAUUUCAAACAACAAGAUCGCGAGUUGAAGGCGUCCAUUCCAUUUGCUGUUGUUGGGUGUAACACGGUGGUCGAGGCCGGUGGCAAGAAGAUCCGAGGCAGGGCUUACCCCUGGGGGAUUGUAGAAGUUGACAAUCCAAGCCAUUGUGACUUUGUUCGUCUACGUCAGAUGUUAAUCAGCACCCAUAUGCAGGAUUUGAAAGACGUCACCUCAGAUGUUCACUAUGAGAAUUACAGAGCCAUGCACAUACGGACGCAGAUGGGGGUGGCACAGAAGGAAAGAGGUAAGCUCAAGAGGGACUCUGCUCCAAACUUUGAAUCCAUUUCUGACACAGAAAAACUUUUGGAACAGAAAGAUGCCGAAAUUCAAAGAAUGCAGCAGAUGCUAGCCAAGAUGCAGGAACAGCUGAAGAUAGGUUCCCCCCAGGCGCAGCACGUCAACGGUCUAGGUAAAUUAUGAUAGGCCACAGCCAUGUUACUUAACACCUCGGGUCCAGUGGCCACUGGAACCUAACUCAGUGGACGUUUUCUAUUGCAAUGUCAUUGGUGUACUUGUAUCAUUCAUAUACACGGAUUGUUAUUUUCAAAGAUCAUUUGUCUGCGCUCUAACUAUCCACUUAGUUUAAAAACAUGGAACAUUUAAAAUAAUUCAGAAUCCAUAUUGUUUUCUUUGCAAUUUAUUAAAAAUAGCGCAGCAAAUUUUUUAAUUAACAUGUAGCACUUUUGUAUUUAAAAAUUGAAUGCAAAUCUACAUUUGUAUGAAAAUGGUUACCUCUAAGAAACAUGAAAAUAAAAGACGGUGGCCGAAGUUGUGACUGAAACUCAAUUACAACAUGGAGCAGUGACCCUGCCCCGCUGCAUAAUACUUAACCCAACAUGAGUGCAAGUUCAAGGUUACCAAGUGUUAAAACUGAUGUCUUAAAAGUUUGUAAAUAUCUGUAUCUCACAAAUGGCUUGGAAAAGCGUGUUUUAAUUGAUUAUUAUUAUAAAGGGCAAAAAAAAUUCAAAUUAGUUUUAAAAUGUAUUUUAUUGGUAACUAUAUAUCUGUAAUUGGUGUUUCUCACAAAGUAAUAUGACAGGAGUAAAAUAUUUCAUUGAUUAGAACUUUACAUUGAAGUAAAAUUGGCCUGGAUAUAUUUGGGUUGUGCACGUGUUAUAAUGGACCACAACAACAACCCAAGUCGCAGCUCUAUUCCUUCUGUGUGUUCUUUUAUCCCGAUCACAUACAAUUUAUUUUUGUGCCAUUUGGGAAACAUAUACUCCUACUUAUCAUUUAAACUCCAGGUAAUUUCUUGGGCUAAUUAUUUCUUUAGAAAUAUUGCUUAGCUCUCUGUACAGAAAUUUUUUUAAUACCAUCAAUGUUGUUGUCUGUACUUGUGUGAGAUUUAUUUGUAUUGUUUAAUUCAUCUUUUACUGUUACAUAUAAUUGUUAAAAUAUAUUAACUGACCAAUAUAUAUACCAUAAUUUGUACAUAAUUGUUGUGAAUUAGAUGGCAAUUUCUUUACAUAAUGCACAAGACUUUAGUUUUGUUAAAUAUCAUUAGUCACUGAUCAGCAAAAUUUCUAGACAGUCCCGGUUAACUUUUGGUACGGGCUGUUUCAAGAGAUCACAUGAUGCUAGAACCAGAAUUGUCCUCAAUAACCAUAGUAAGUUGUAACUAGCAGUCUAUGAAUUUUGGUAAUAAACCAUUUGUUUGUCA
Molecule: messenger RNA, 3272 nt
Organism: Physella acuta
Lineage: Eukaryota; Metazoa; Mollusca; Gastropoda; Physidae
Product: septin-2
Molecular function (GO): GTP binding
Source: RefSeq, a predicted model, not a curated record